This is a messenger RNA of Onychomys torridus (southern grasshopper mouse), 2037 nucleotides long. RefSeq names its product leukocyte immunoglobulin-like receptor subfamily B member 3. The record is from RefSeq and is a predicted model, not a curated record. Gene Ontology annotation, molecular function: inhibitory MHC class I receptor activity. Gene Ontology annotation, biological process: cytokine-mediated signaling pathway. The transcript is spliced from 10 exons. Lineage: Eukaryota; Metazoa; Chordata; Mammalia; Rodentia; Cricetidae. The coding region runs from base 1 to 2037 and encodes 678 amino acids.
AUGACCUUCACCUUCACAGCCUUGCUCUGUCUGGGACUGACUCUGGGCCUGGGGACCCCAGUGCUGGCAGGGACUCUCCCUAAGCCUAUCCUCAGAGCACAGCCAGACUCUAUGGUCUCUGAGAAUAUGACAGUGACCUUCUUGUGUGAGGGGACCACAGAAGCCAAAGAGUACAGUCUCUACAAAGAUGGGCACAAAUAUUUAAGACACACAGAGAUUCCACAGACUUCUGAGGACAAGGCGGAAUUCUCAAUCUCAAAAAUAGACCACAAACAUGCAGGACGAUUUCGCUGUCACUACAGGACCCGUGAUGGCUGGUCAGAGCUCAGUGACUCCCUGGAGCUGUUGGUGACAGCUGACUACAGUAAACCCAGUCUGUCAGCCAAGCCCAGUCCUGUGGUGAGUGAAAGAGGGAAUGUCACCCUGAACUGUAUUUCAAGGCAGCAAUACAGUAAGUUUAUUCUGGUUAAGGAAGGACCACAGAAGCUCUCCUGGACACAGGACUCACAGUAUAACUACUCUACUAGAGAAUUCCAGGCCCUGUUCUCUGUGGGCCCUGUGACUGCCAGCCAAAGGUGGACAUUCAGAUGCUACAGCUUUAAAAAGAACAGACCACAGGUGUGGUCAGAACCUAGUGAUCCCCUGGAGCUCCUGGUCUCAGCUGGGACCCUCCACAAACCCACCAUCCAGGUGGAGCCAGGCUCUGUGGUCACUUACAGAAGUGCCGUGAGCAUCUGGUGUCAGGGGAACAUAAAUACAGAAAUAUGUGUUCUACAUAAAGAAGAAAGCAAAAAACCCUGGGGCAUACAGCCCCCAGAGGUGCCUGGGAACAAGGCCAAGUUCUCCAUCCCUUCUGUGACACAGCAACAUGGGGGACGAUAUCACUGUUACUGUUACAACUCAGCUGGCUGGUCAGAGCACAGUGACACCCUAGAGAUUGUGGUGACAGGAAUCUACUACAAGAAACCCCACCUGACAGCUCUGCCUAGGCCUGUGAUACCCUCAGGAGGGAAUAUAACUCUCAAGUGUGUCUCAUGGGAGGGAUAUGACAAGCUCAUUCUCACCAAGGAAGAUCAGAAGUUCCUCAGCUCUAUGAACUCACAGUAUAUAUACAGUAUUAGGCAGUGGCAAGCCUAUUUCUUUAUAACUUCUCUGACCCAAGAUCAUAUACGGAAAUUCCGAUGUUAUGGUCACUACAAUGAUACCCCACAGUUAUGGUCAGUACCCAGUGACCACCUGAAAAUACACAUCUCAGGUCUGUCCAAGAAGCCCUCCUUUCUGACUCACCAAGGCCAUAUCCUGGACCCUGGGAAGAGCCUCAACCUGCAGUGUUGCUCUGACAUCAACUAUGACAGAUUUGCUCUAUACAAGGUAGGAGAAGACAAUCUGACCGAGCACUGGAACCAACAAACCAAGGCUGGUGUCUCCUUGUCCAACUUCACACUAGAUUAUGUGAGCAGCUCUACGGGAGGCCAAUACAGAUGCUAUGGCGCACACAACUUCUCCUCCGAGUGUUCAGCCUCCAGUGACCCCCUGGACAUCCUGAUCACAGGACAGCAUCCCUUCAGCCCUUCCCUCUCACUGAAGCCUAACUCCACAGUAUACUCUGGAGACAACGUGACCCUGCUGUGUCAGUCAACAUUCAAAGUGGACACUUUCAUUCUGUCCAAGGAGGGGGCAGACCACCAACCCCAGCGACUAAAGUCAACGUUCCAAGUUUGGGAGUUCCAGGCAGAAUUCUCCAUGAGUGCUGUGACUUCUGCCCUCUCAGGCACCUACAGGUGCUAUGGUUCUUGGGACUCAUCUUCCUACCUGUUGUCACAUGGCAGUGCCCCUGUGGAGCUCAUGGUCUCAGGCUCCAUUAGACCUUCUAGUGCACCACCCUCAAGGCCUAUGCCAACAGCUGCCUCAAAGGACCACACACUGGAGAAUCUCAUCAGGAUGGGGAUUGCUGUCAUGAUCCUCAUAGUCAUUGGAAUUCUCAUCUUUGAGGGUUGGUGGAGCCAGAGGCAGGCCAAACAUGUAGCUGGGAUGUAA